Messenger RNA from Lotus japonicus, 1404 nucleotides. RefSeq names its product protein VTE6, chloroplastic. The transcript has 5 exons. The record is from RefSeq and is a predicted model, not a curated record. NCBI's taxonomy places the organism in Eukaryota, Viridiplantae, Streptophyta, Magnoliopsida, Fabales, Fabaceae. Gene Ontology annotation, cellular component: chloroplast inner membrane. The coding region runs from base 72 to 1040 and encodes 322 amino acids.
GUUUCAUCAAAGAGGGAGCAGGCAGUGUUUCCUUUCCUAGUCUACUCUCAGCUCUGAUCCAUUGACAAUUGAUGGCCUAUUCAAGUCGUGUUCUUCACGCCACCGCAUUCUCUUCUUCCCAUUUUCUCUUCCAACACCAACCUCGAUCUUCUUCUUCUCUCUCUCCAAAACUCAAAUCCCCAAUUCUCAAACCCUGUCUUCUUCGCCGCAACAUGCAGGCUUCACGUGCCGCCGCCAGCAGCUUCCAAGACGCUGUUGGAGGAGCCAUGGCGCUGCUUCAGGCGACCCCCGCCACGUGGCAAUCCUCUGUGCUGAGCAACCUCUUCAUCUUCCUCGUGGGUUCUCCCCUUCUGGUCACCGGCCUGUCCCUCUCCGGCAUCGCCGCCGCUUUUCUGCUCGGAACACUCACUUGGCGUGCUUUUGGCCCUUCUGGCUUCUUCCUUGUCGCCACCUAUUUCGUCAUUGGAACAGCGGUCACGAAGGUCAAAAUGGCACAGAAAAUGGCCCAGGGGAUUGCAGAGAAAAGAAAAGGAAGAAGGGGUCCGGGCAGUGUUAUUGGAUCCAGUGCUGCUGGUUGCGUUUUUGCUUUCCUAUCAAUUUAUGGAGUUGGGGGUGAGGCUUACUUUAGGCUUUGGAGACUUGGGUUUGUUGCCAGUUUCUGUACCAAGUUGAGUGACACAGUCUCAAGUGAAAUAGGGAAGGCAUAUGGAAAAACAACGUACUUAGUGACAACAUUCAAGGUAGUUCCAAGAGGCACAGAAGGAGCGGUUAGCGUUGAAGGAACCUUGUCUGGAGUUUUAGCAUCCAUAGUUCUUGCCUCUGUCAGUUGUCUCAUCGGUCAGGUUGGUUUACAUGAAGCAAUUAUAUGUGUACUAGCUUCCCAGAUUGCUAAUCUUGGUGAGAGCAUAAUUGGCGCUGCUCUUCAAGAGAAGGAAGGGUUUCAAUGGCUUAACAAUGAUGCAGUCAAUAUCAUCAACGUAUCCAUGGGCAGUAUCACCGCAGUCUUAUUGCAGCAAGCACUCCGGAGCUUGCAUCCCUAAAUUUGCAGCAUAAAUGGAAGCAGUGUUGAUAAAAUUAUUCAUUCGUUAAGUUUCAGCUCUUCACAAUUCUUGCAUGAAGCAAUCUAAUCCUAGCAUGAGAUUCGUAUGCAAGUUUAAUAUGGAUAACACUAACAGCCCUUCUUUCUAAUUAUUGCCCAAGCAUGCAUGUUUGUUGUUACAAAGUUAAUAGCUGAGGGUAAUCGAAGCCACAUGAGUCUAAUAACCUGUAACCAUGAUUCAAGUCUCAUGUGCACCAAGCCUAGGUUCUUUCAAAUUGUGGAUGUGAAUUCUUGUAAAGUCACUCCACUUGAUAUUUUUUAUGGAAUAUAAAUUUUAUCAAAUCUAACUAUUGAAUUAUGUGACA